Molecule: messenger RNA, 1030 nt
Organism: Lycium ferocissimum
Lineage: Eukaryota; Viridiplantae; Streptophyta; Magnoliopsida; Solanales; Solanaceae
Product: transcription factor bHLH118-like
Exons: 3
Coding region: 117-926 (269 amino acids)
Biological process (GO): regulation of transcription by RNA polymerase II
Cellular component (GO): RNA polymerase II transcription regulator complex
Molecular function (GO): DNA-binding transcription factor activity, RNA polymerase II-specific; protein dimerization activity; RNA polymerase II transcription regulatory region sequence-specific DNA binding
Source: RefSeq, a predicted model, not a curated record
AAGAGAUUGCAGGAAUAUAAAAGCUCUCUUAAUCCUCUCAAGAUUUCCUACGUCACAGUUAAUUAGUGCGUGUACUUAUUAUUAAGCUGAAAACAUAUUAAUUAGAGGAAGCAUAGAUGGAUAAUUUCCACUCAAUGUUUUCUUUUCAACAAGACAAUGAUAAUGAUAACCACCAGCUCCUUUAUCCACCAACAAACACCAAUUCUUAUUCUUUUCUAUAUUAUCAAGAUACCGCCCAUGUCCAAGAUCUGGUUACGGAUUCAUUAUUGGAAGUGGACACAAAUAACUUUAACUUGAACAAUACCAGAGAUGUUAAGAAGAGAGGCAAAAAGUUGCAGAAAUCAUCUCUUCAAGUUAAUGAAAACAGUACUAGUGCUGAUGGAAAGCAGAAGAAAAUAAUACACAGGGAGAUCGAACGGCAAAGAAGACAAGAAAUGUCUAACCUUUAUGCUUCUCUUAGGCAACAACUUCCUCUUGAAUAUCUCAAGGGGAAACGUUCCACAUCGGACCAUAUUCUUGAGGCUGUGAAUUAUAUAGAACACCUGCAGAAGAAGGUUAGGAAUUUGGAAGAUAAUAGAGAUAAAUUGAAGAAGGCUUUAAGUUCAAGCAAAGUUGAUUAUCCCAAAAGUGGAUGCUCGACAUUAUCUAGUGAGUCCUCAAGAACAAUUAUGGAAGUGAGGCCAUGUUUGGAUGGCAUAGAGAUAUUGAUAAAUUGGAGUGUCACGAACGAAGGGUGUUGUCUAUCCAGGGUUCUUGAAAUUCUACUUCAACAAGGUCUUAGCAUUGUGAAUUGCAGCUGCAAUAAAGUAAAUGGAAGGUUACUUCACUCUAUCAGAACUGAGGUUAGUUCUCCGGCAAGUGUUGAUGCUUAUCAGCUCCAACAAAAAUUAGCAGCUACUGUUCAAACUGAUAUAAGCUUCAAGUAAUUAAAUCUACCAUAUUUCGGUUUUUGUCUUAACAUUUAUAUAUGAUCAACGUUUGCCUAGCUAAUGUAUAAAAGGAAAGUAGAAUUUCAAUGCUGAAAAUUCAU